Vanessa atalanta (red admiral) is the source of this 1029-nucleotide messenger RNA. RefSeq lists its product as uncharacterized. Gene Ontology annotation, molecular function: DNA-binding transcription factor activity, RNA polymerase II-specific; DNA binding. Gene Ontology annotation, biological process: regulation of DNA-templated transcription. The record is from RefSeq and is a predicted model, not a curated record. NCBI's taxonomy places the organism in Eukaryota, Metazoa, Arthropoda, Insecta, Lepidoptera, Nymphalidae. The coding region runs from base 1 to 1029 and encodes 342 amino acids. The transcript has 3 exons.
AUGGUAUAUUUGUUUCUUGAUAAGUUCGAAAGUGAAAAAAAUAUUGAUAUGAGUUGUAAUUCUGGUCUAUCUUUGCACAAGGAUGGUGAAAUGGUCGUAACUAAUAUGAACUUUUUCCAAAAUUUUCGCUUAAAAAAAUCAAAGAGAUAUCGGAGUGCUUUUACUACGGAGCAAAUUAAUUACUUAGAAAACGAAUUUAGAAAGUUUCCAUAUAUUGGAAACACAAAUCGAAAAGAAGUUGCUAAUAUUUUAGAUAUUUCGGAAAGAGCCGUCAAAAUAUGGUUUCAGAAUAGACGGAUGAAAGAGAAGAGAGAAGUCAAUGGUAAUAAGGAAUCGCAUAUAGAAGACAAAAACAGUAUUUAUAAUUAUUCUAGGGACCUGUUAAACAAUAGUAAUGUGCAAGCUAAUAUUGAUUGUGGUUUUAAUAAUUCAUUGCCAUCGAAUCAAAGGGGUAAAUCAAAAGAAUCAACUAUAAAAGACCUAAAGUCUAUUACACCACCAAAAAUUAAAUGUGAGACCACAAAAUUGCUAGCAGAACCUCUAAAGAUUAUUCAUAAAACUACACAUUUUAACGAAGGGUUUACAAAUCAAGAAAGGAAUGCUCUUCCUUGUCACAAUAAAAAAGAAACUGAAGUUGCGCAAGAUCUAACAACGAGAAGUAAAAGAAUGAAAGAUCAUCAGCAAUUUGAUCUAGUUAAUUCUAACAUUGACCAAAGAUUUAUGCCAUUUUAUACGCAAGGAUAUUAUGCACCUACGCAAUUAACAGCUACAUCAACAUUGAAUACUGGUAAUAUCAUUUGGAAGCCCGUCAACGUGAUGCCGAUGCCGAUACCGGGUUUAGCGACAUGUCCACCAUUUUCAGCCACACAUAACUGCUCUGGAAUCUCCUCUAACAAUCAAGACGUUUCAAAAGGUACUUGCAACUGUCACGGUCCGCAUUGGUUUAACACACGAUCACAAUGUGUCGCUAGCACGCAGCCGCAAUAUAUAUUUGCGAUUCCGUUUAGUAAUACAGCCAAUAAAAUCUGA